Molecule: messenger RNA, 4251 nt
Organism: Episyrphus balteatus (marmalade hoverfly)
Lineage: Eukaryota; Metazoa; Arthropoda; Insecta; Diptera; Syrphidae
Gene: psq
Product: myb-like protein Q
Exons: 10
Coding region: 741-3572 (943 amino acids)
Biological process (GO): regulation of transcription by RNA polymerase II
Cellular component (GO): nucleus
Molecular function (GO): DNA binding; protein binding
Source: RefSeq, a predicted model, not a curated record
AAGAAAAAAAAAAGUUUAUUGCAUCUCUCUCCCAAAAUAAAAUUGUAAAAACAACAAGCAAAAAAAAGAUACCCUGUGAAAGUAUGUUUGAUUGUGUUUUCUUGUAUUUUUAAAAUAAAUUCCCAAUCAACCAAAAUUUUGCACGGUGAAAAACGGAAAAUUAAAUCAAAAAUAUAAUAAAAACGAAGCAAAGAAAAAAAAAAAAAAACAAGAAACUAAAAAUAAAAAGUGUACGGUUGGUGAAUUAAAAUCAAUAUAACAAAAUAAAACAAGCUCUUGCUCUUUUUUAUUGUAUGAGUGCGAGUGAGAAAGAAAUAGUUUUUUUGAGUGAAGAAAAAUUGCACACACAAAUAUGCAAAAAUAUUAAAAAAUUAAUUUCCUCUUCUCUCGUCGCGCCAACAAACAUGAGAAUUCGAAUUCCCUUCUUCUAAAUAGAAAACAAAAAAAAAACAAAAUCAAACAGAGCGAAAGGAUCUUUUUCUCCGAAAAAAUCAAAAUCAAACAGAAAAUACAAAAAAUAAUACAAAUCUACUACAAAUGUAAAUCGCGAGAGCAGGAACUUGUGUCGAUUUGCAUUGGAAAAAAACAGAAUCAACCUUUUAAACAACAAUACAACAAUUGAGCCAAAAAUAAUAAGAAAAAAAAGCUUUAAGGCACUUAUAAAAUACACAACAACAAGCAAAACAUAACAGCAAAGUAAACCACUACGAACACAUACUUAUAUAUUUAUUUACAACACAAUGGCGGCACGAAGUCAUCAAUAUUUCAGUCUCAGAUGGAAUAAUUAUCAGAACACAAUGACCUCCGUGUUCCAGCAACUGCGUGAAGAUUUAUCAUUUGUUGAUGUCACAUUAUCAUGUGAAAAUGGUUCGCUUAAAGCUCAUAAGGUCGUUUUAUCGGCAUGUUCAUCAUAUUUUCAAAAACUACUUUUGGAGAAUCCGUGUAAACAUCCCACUAUCAUAUUACCAGGUGACAUUAUAUUCACAGAUCUUAAAACGAUCAUAGAUUUUGUCUAUCGCGGAGAAAUUGAUGUUACCGAAUCUGAAUUACAGGGUCUACUGCGGACUGCUGAGCAAUUGAAAAUCAAAGGACUUUGCGAAACAGCCGAAAGUGUUGAUGAGGCUGAGGCAGCAACAGCCACCAUCACAUUAUCAGAGAAUAUAACACAAACUGUUGUUGGCAAUAUUGUGAAUUCAUCACAGGGUAAUGAAAUAGUCACUACACACACAAUUGAAAACAACAACACAAAUACGCAUACAACAACAGCAAACCUACAACAAAAUAGUAACAAUAUUAAUACAAAUAUUAAUGCAAUAGUUGCUACCCCAACGGCCACAUCGACCCCCCAACUACGAAAAUCACGGGUCAGAAAACGUUCAAAGUCUCCGGACACAAAUCACCAGCAACAACAGCAGCAACAUCAGCAGCAACAACAACAACAGCAGCACCAACAACAACAGCAGCAACACCAGCAACAACAACAACAUCAGCAGCAACAACAACAACAACACCAGCAUCAUCAACAACAACAAACAAUAUUAAGUCAGAAUCUUAAUACAGCGGCAAUAGUUAGUCUGCAACAGACCUCGUCCGGUAAUUAUAUACCGGUAUCGGGUGGCCAGACGAUAACGACGACAGCUGUCAGUCAGCACAGCCCUGAAGAUUCGAAUUCGGAUAAGCCAAGUGCUCAGAAAAUCUGCAAAACUGAAACAUCAAGCUCACCGACAUCGAAUAAUGGCAGUGUAACUGUUGCACCAGGAACAGCAAUUGUAACACAAAUCGUUGUAGCCCGAGACGUUAAAGAUAAUAAAAAUAUGACCAGUAUAGGAAUGGGAAUGAAUGGCGGUCUCCUCGGAGUACCAAUGGGCUUUUUAGAUUUUGCACCCGAACCACCAGCACCAUCGGCAACACCUGUUACAGUGACGGAGCACGUUGACUUGUCGUGUAACCCAAGUCAGGAUACCAGAGAUUUAUCAAAUCCCACCGAAGCGCUCGACAUUGACAAUCAUUUAGCACAACAUAUGAUCCAACGGCUUGAUCAAUCACCGAUGCAUACAAUCCACCAUCAAUCGUCCACCGGCGACGAGAGUAAUUCUAAUUUAAUUCAGCAUAUUAAGAGUGAAGUGAUUGAGGUUAAGCAUCAUCAUCAGCAACAACAGUUGCAUGCGCAGGCCUUAUCACAGCAAGGACAAUCACAACAGCAGCAACAACAACACCAACAACAACAGCAACAACACCAACAGCAGCAACAACAACAGCAGCAACAGCAACAACAUCAACAGCAUCAAGAUAUUUCGGGUGCAACGGUUAUGGAAAUUGAUCCGAGCAAUAUCAAACACGAACCGGGCAUGAUUAUUACACCGGAAAUUGUUACAAUGAUGGCAACGGGUCAUAUGGAUAUAUACUCAGAUGCCAGUGAGGAUUCAUUGAUGAUUGCGAAUGGUUCCCCAAAUGACAAUAAUGAGCCACACUAUACAAAUUUGGACCAACCACAUGAUAUCAAAGGUCAGUUUAAUGGUCCCAAAACUUGGACACAAGAUGAUAUGAAUUCAGCUUUAGAUGCAUUAAAGAAUCAAAAUAUGAGUUUGACGAAAGCCUCGGUGACGUAUGGCAUCCCAUCGACAACAUUGUGGCAACGUGCCCAUCGCAUGGGCAUUGAAACACCCAAAAAAGAAGGCGGUACCAAAUCAUGGAAUGAAGAUUCAUUAAACAGCGCAUUAGAGGCAUUAAGAACUGGUCAAAUAUCAGCAAAUAAAGCCUCGAAGGCGUAUGGUAUUCCGUCCUCGACAUUAUAUAAAAUUGCCCGACGUGAAGGCAUAAGAUUAGCGGCACCAUUUAAUGCAGCUCCAACAACAUGGACGCCCGAAGAUUUGGAGCGUGCAUUAGAAGCAAUUCGUGCUGGUCAUACGUCCGUCCAAAAGGCUAGCUCAGAGUUUGGUAUUCCAACAGGCACACUGUAUGGUCGCUGCAAGCGAGAAGGUAUUGAAUUGUCCCGCUCUAAUCCAACACCAUGGUCAGAGGAUGCUAUGAACGAGGCAUUGAAUUCUGUUAGAGUGGGACAAAUGUCUAUUAAUCAAGCGGCUAUUCACUUCAACCUACCAUAUAGCUCGCUGUAUGGUCGUUUUAAACGUGGCAAAUAUGAUAUAUCCAACACGAGUGCAACAUCAAUCAACAACACAUCAGGCAACACAAGUGGAAGCAUUGAAAUAAUUGAACACAGUCCAGAGAAUUCGUUGCACAUGUUUCAGCAACAGUUCCAAUAUAGUCCAGCGCCGCAGUCGAAUCAUCAGACUCAACAACAACAACAGCAGCAACAACAACAGCAGCAACAGCAACAACAACAGCAGCAGCAACAACAGCAACAACAACAUCAACAACACCAACCACAACAACAACAACAACACAUCCAUCAACAAGUUGUACACAUUCAACACCAACAAACACCACAACAACACCAUCAUCAACAACAACAACAUAUCCAACAACAAGAUGUUGUUACCUCAACAAGUCAGGUUCAUACCCAAGCUGGACAAAUCCAACACAUAUAUCACAGCACCCCAGAGAGGAGUUGAGAAUCAAUAAAGAAAAAAAAGGCUGCUAAAACUAAGGGUUAAAACUUUUACUGUUUUUUUGGUUUUAAUUCAAAAUAAAAAGUUAAAAAAAAAAAAACAAAAUCAAAUCAAAUAAGAAUAUUAUAACCAGCAACGAGAGAAGAUGAAAAAUAAACCAUACAAAAAAGAACCCAAGUAACUUAAGUGGAAUGAAGGACAAAAAAGGCUUAAAAUUUAACAAAAACAAAGAAAGCAACAAUUAUACAUAGAAAAAUAAACAAGAACAACCUAAAAUCAAAAAGAAAGUCAAAUAUAAUAAUCACUAAAAGAGUUAAACAAUAACACAAAAAGAUGUGUUUUUUGUCAAAAAAUGAUGUAGCUCAGCAAGCGACAUUCAAACUUUAACAGAAUUUAAACAAAAAGAAUAAAAAAAAAAACAGAAAUUAUUUCUUAUCUCGUAAAAAAAAGAUUGAAACAAAAAAAAAAGAAGAAAGAUGUAUUUUUGAUAAAACAAAUUUAGCUAAUGCGCGUUUUUAAUUUAUCAUUUUUAAUUAUAAUUAUUACGUUUUUUGUUGUUUCCUCAUUUUCUCAACAACAUUUUUACUCUAAAAAAAUCACACAGAAAAGAAAACACACAUAAAAAAAAAAAACACCACACCCAAACUCUAUUGUUACACAAUGUUUACAGAGCGUGUAAGGG